Molecule: messenger RNA, 3575 nt
Organism: Prionailurus viverrinus (fishing cat)
Lineage: Eukaryota; Metazoa; Chordata; Mammalia; Carnivora; Felidae
Gene: PRRT4
Product: proline rich transmembrane protein 4
Exons: 5
Coding region: 346-3042 (898 amino acids)
Source: RefSeq, a predicted model, not a curated record
GCGGGGAGGGAGCGCGGGGCGCAGGGCCGGACCGGGCCGGCGGCGGGGGACCGCGCUGCGGGUCGCCGGCAGGGCCAAGCCGGACCGGGGGCAGUGUGGCGGCGUAGCCGCGGUCGCCGGGACUCGCCGAGGGGGCGUCGGGCGCGACCGAGAGAACGGGCGAGACUCGGCGGAGCGUUGUCCAGCUGGGCGCCUGGGCCGCCGCGACCUCCGGUUCUCGGGGGACUUGGCAGAGGAGACCCGCCUGCGGGAGGGAGCGAGAGGAACAGGAUCUUCAAGCUCAAAAGGUGCUGAAGAACUGAGCCCCCUGCCCACUGAGGCCACCACCCACGGCCAGGUGGGGCCAUGGCAGGGCAUGGCUGUCUGGGGCUGUUCUGCUGGGUCCUGCUUGCUGUUCCUGUGGGCCCCCAGCCUGUCUCCUCCGUCUCGGGUGUCCCUCUCACCACUUUGACCCCACCACCUCAGAGUGAGGCCUCUAUGCUGUCUCUCAACCUGGGACUUAACUUCAAAUUCCACCUUCGGGGACCUGCUGCUGCCUGGGGGAUCUCUGUCACAGAGACCCAGCCGCUCUCUCCUGGGCCCAGCCGGGAGCCAGAGGAAGAGGUGGCCAGGGGGCUGAGGACCGACCCCAUUUGGGAACUGCUGGUGGGCUCCCUUGGGAACUCCCCCCCGGAGUGGGGCUCUGCUGAAGGCAGCUCUACGCCCUGGGCCUCCUCCCAGUCUCCAGAGUCCACAUUCCCCCUCUCUGGGCCCACUGACCGGCCCACUGCUCCCUAUCAGCCCGGGAUGGGCACUGUCACCUGGGACACUGCUCUGACAGCUACGGCACCUCCAUCCAGUCCUCCCAGGCUCCGCCAGAGCGAGCUGGAGCUGAAGUUUGACAUGGCACUGAGAGCAGGCGCAGCCCCCACGCUUGGGCAUCGAACGCUGCCCCUGCUGCCCAGCCUGCGGGCCAGCCUGGCAGAGAUUGCUGGGCGCUUGGGACCCUUUGGGUUCUUCGGCACUACUCUGUCCCCGCUGCGGAACUUCUCAGGCCCAAGCCCUCUAGGCCCCACUCGAUCCCCAAGCUCUGCCUCUAGAGUUUCCGAUUCUCCAGGGUUCUUUGGCACCACUGUGCCCCCAUCCCCCACCCCCCUGGAGAGAAAGCUCCCAAGCUCAGGCCCUUUGGACCCAGCUGCUUCCCUAAGGUCUGUCACGGUUGCAACAGCAUCACUAGACCCCACCAGGCCCACCUCUGGCCCGGAUGACCCCUCUCCUGCCAGCCUUGGGAAGCCUUCCGUGCAGCCAGAGUGUGGGCCAGGGUCCUGCAGCGUGGGAGAAUUGCCUGAACGCGAGGGGCAGCCUCCUGUGGCCCCGAGGGCCCUCUUCUUCCUGACCCUGGAGGCCGACUGGGCAGAGGCCAGAGCUCGCUGGGGGCUGGCCUGGGAGGCCCACGUGUACGGGGUAGGCACGCUCUUCGGCCUAGUGGCCCUGCUGGCGCUGCUGGCCCUAGCCCUUUUGCCCUGGCGCUGCCCGCCAGGCGCCCCCUGCCUGGCGCUGCUGGACCUGCUCCUGCUGUCGGCCGGGACCACGCGGGCCUUCCCGCUCUUCUACGACGCCUAUGGGCACCGCGACCGGCUGCCCCCGCUCGCCUGGCUGCUGCUGCAGGACCUUCCGCUGCCCUGCCUGGCCGCCGGCCUGGGCCUGGCCUGCCUGCUGCUGGCCCGGCCGCGCCCGCCGCGGUGUCCCGCCGGGCUGGCCGCGCUCCUGCUCCUGGGGCUGGGGCUGGCGGCCGCCGCCGCCCUCGGGAGCGCGGCCCACCGCCCGCUGCGGCCCCUGCGGCUCGCCUCCCGCGGACUGCACGCCUUCCUCGCCGCCCUCCUUUCUGGGCUCCUGCUGGCGCUCUCCUGCUGGGGGGGAAGGCGGCGGCGGGCCGGAGCGCCCCUGGGAGGGUCUGGUUUCAAGGGCGCCACCCCUCUGCCGCAGGCGCGCAGCCCCUUCGCCCCGCGCGAGUCCUGGCGGCGCGCGGCCCGCACAGCCCCGGUGGCGGGCACCUUCGGGCUGCUGAGCGGAGCCCUGCAGGGCUACGAAGUGCUGCACGCCCUGGGCUAUGGCGGCCAACCUGGCCUGGAGGGCCCCUGGCCCUGGUGGGCCUUCCAGCUAGGCCUGCGCUUGGGCGAGGUGGGCGUCGCGCUCCCGUUGGCGCUGCUGGGCCUCUACCCGGCGCUCUGCAGCCCCCGUGUGCCGCCGCGCUGCUGGGCCAAGCUCUUCCGCCUGUCCCCGGGCCACGCGGCCCCGCUGCUGCCCGGGGGCUGGGUCACCGGGCCCCCCGACAAGGAGCCCCUGGGUGGCGCCAUCGCGCGUGGCGACGCGGAGCUGCUGCAGCUGUGCGCCCUGGCGGGGCCGGGCCCCGACCUCCUACUCCAGGGAGGCGGCUGCCGGGGCUUCGAAGGCGCGGCGGCCAACCCGGCCCCUUCUCCGGCCUCCUCCCCCUGCAGCGAUUACACCGUGGAUUUCCGCCCGCCCUCCCCAAUCAACCUGCGGCGCAGCAUUGAGGAGGCCCUCUGCAGCGAGGCCCUGCUCACUCCCGGCCUUUUCCAGGGCCCUGCCUACGGGGAAGCCUUGCCUGGGCUGGGCCUCUACCGCACCGCCUCGUUGGGGGCGAAGACCGGGGCCGGACCCAAUGAGAGGUCUGAGGAGGCCCUUGGCUCUCCCGCACCGCAGGAGCUCCCCUCUCCCGGGGCCUGGCCCGCGGGCAGCAGCGCCUCUUCCGGCUCACUGUGCGGACUUUCGAGGGACAGCUCGUCCAUGCUGCUAUGCUCCAGCCCCGACAGGCCUCCACGCUGUCCGCUGGUCUGCGUCCUCAGUCCCCCGCGGCCCUCGGGAAGCAGCCCUAGCCUCCCGGGCUCAGGCUCUUACCAGGCCCUGUCCCCACCCUCCCGCGACUCCCCAGAGCCUACUCUUGAGCUGCAGGCCGCAGAAGCUCUGCUGCAGGAGCAAUUCCUGGACGCCUGCCGACAGAUCGACGAGCUGAGCGUGGGCAGCGACACCAUAGACCUGUGAAGAGGCGCCCCCCCUAGGUGCACCAGCCUACGCCCCCUCCUGGCGCCUGUUCUCCCCGAGACCUGCACACUGUAACCCUUCCUCAAUCCUGCCUGGCUCAGAUACCUCUCCCCGCUUCCUUCUCCAUCCAGGGGUCCCUGGGUGGGUGGGUCAGCAGCCAGGCUCUGUUGAUUGGGAAUUAGUGCCACCUCCUCUGGAGCCCUGGGCUCUGAUGCCCUCUGCUGCAAUUCUAGGCUGGCAGGGGUCCCACUUUCCUUGGCAUUCACCAGCAAUAAAGCCCCAAGGUGCUCCACUCCUGACCACCACUCCCCACUCUGGUGCUGAGUGAGAGGGGCUGUCCUCAGAGGACCUCGAGACCGGCUUCAGUCCCCAAACCCACCUCUGCCAUACCCAGGAAUCCCAUUCCUGUAUGAGUGAGCCUCCCUGUCCCCCAUGUGAUCCUUCCCCAUAGAAGGGUCCAUAGCUCAUCUAGGAGACUCUACAGCAGUUGGGUGGGAGGUGAACGCUUUCAGAGUUAAUUUAUCAAUAAAAUA